AUGUCACCCACUCCUCUCCGCCCCGGCGUCUAUGCGCCAACUAUGACCUUCUUCGAUCCCAAGACCGAGGAGCUCGAUGUUGCCUCGAUUCGCCGCCACGCCGUGCGUCUGGCCAAGGCCGGCCUCGUUGGUCUUGUCACGAUGGGCUCCAAUGGCGAAGCCGUGCACUUGACGCGCCAGGAGCGUGCCACCGUGACCCGGGAAACCCGUUCCGCUCUCGAUGAAGCUGGUUUCACCAACGUGCCAGUCAUCGCCGGCGCCAGCGAGAACAGCAUCCGCGGCACCAUUGAGUUGUGUCGGGAAGUUGCCGCGGCCGGCGGCGAGUAUGUCCUAAUCGUACCGCCCAGCUAUUACCGGGCUGCCGUCGGCAACGACGAGACUCUGUACGAGUACUUCACUGCUGUGGCCGACAGCUCUCCCGUGCCUAUCAUCCUAUACAACUACCCCGGUGCCGUCGCCGGUAUCGACAUGGACUCCGACCUCAUCAUCCGCAUCUCCCAGCACCCCAACAUCGUCGGCACCAAGUUCACUUGCGCCAACACCGGCAAGUUGACCCGUGUCGCAACCGCUCUCGGUGCUAUCACUCCUUCCUCCCCUCUAGCCCCUGCCCAGCGCGCCGCUCCCACCGUCUCCAAGCCGGACGCCAAGCACCCCUACGUUGCCUUCGGCGGGGUCGCGGACUUCAGUCUCCAGACUCUCGUCUCUGGCGGAUCCGCCAUCCUCGCCGGUGGUGCCAACGUGAUCCCGCGCCUGUGCGUGCGGAUCUUCAACCUCUGGUCCGAGGGCAAGCUCGCCGAGGCUAUGCAGGCCCAGCAACAGCUCAGCGAUGCCGACUGGGUCCUCACCAAGUCCGCCAUCCCCGGCACCAAGUCCGCUAUCCAAUCCUACUAUGGCUACGGUGGAUUCCCGCGUCGGCCGCUGGCCCGUCUCAGUGACGCCCAGGCCCAAACGAUCGCCGAGAAGAUCAAGGGCGCAUUGGAGGUGGAGUUGUCGCUGCCCGAUGUGGCGUAA
Messenger RNA from Penicillium cinerascens, 1011 nucleotides. Its product is annotated as dihydrodipicolinate synthase family protein. The transcript has a single exon. NCBI's taxonomy places the organism in Eukaryota, Fungi, Ascomycota, Eurotiomycetes, Eurotiales, Aspergillaceae. Gene Ontology annotation, molecular function: 4-hydroxy-tetrahydrodipicolinate synthase activity. Bases 1 to 1011 code for a protein of 336 amino acids. The record is from RefSeq and is a predicted model, not a curated record.